Gigantopelta aegis is the source of this 3828-nucleotide messenger RNA. Its product is annotated as dnaJ homolog subfamily C member 9-like. Gene Ontology annotation, molecular function: heat shock protein binding. The transcript has 5 exons. The record is from RefSeq and is a predicted model, not a curated record. Lineage: Eukaryota; Metazoa; Mollusca; Gastropoda; Neomphalida; Peltospiridae. Gene Ontology annotation, cellular component: cytoplasm; nucleus. The coding region runs from base 92 to 871 and encodes 259 amino acids.
UUUCCAAAAACAGUUGGCGCGAAUACAUUUCGUGAUAAUUUUUGUUUUGUUUUGUUUUUUAUUAUUUAUUUUGAUUUUGGAAGCUCCUAAGAUGCCAUCACUUCUAAAUUCUUGUAAAGAAUUAUUUGGUACUGACAACUUGUAUGAUAUUCUUAAUAUUAGAAACACAGCUUCGCCACAAGAAGUGAAAAAGGGUUACCACAAGACCUCUUUAAAAUGUCACCCAGACCGAGUACUUGAUGACGAGAAAGAUGAGGCCACCAGAAAGUUCCAGACCCUGGGAAAGGUUUACAGUAUUUUGUCGGACAAAGAAACGAGGUCAAUAUACGAUGAAACAGGUGAGGUUGACGAGGAAGAUGUUGUAGAUCAGGACAGAGACUGGUACGACUAUUGGCGUCUGCUGUUUUCAAAAGUCUCCGUCAAAGAUAUUGAGGCAUAUACACAGAAGUACAAAGGGUCGAUGGAGGAGCUACAGGAUUUGAAAGCUGCGUACUUGGAGUGUGAAGGAGACAUGGGUAGGAUUCUUGACGGUGUGCUGUGUACAACGGCUGAUGAUGAACCACGAUUUGUCGACAUUUUGAAAGACUUGAUAUGCAAGAAAGAGUUGCCAGAUUUUAAGAAUUUUUCAAAAGAAUCAAAAACCAAAAAGAAAGCAAGGCAGAAAAAAGCAGAAUCUGAGGCAGAUGAAGCGGAGAAAGCAGCAACCGAACUUGGUCUGAAGGAUAAAUCUUUGACGGCACUCAUCAAAAACCGGCAGAAAACCCGGGAAGCAGCAGCCGAUAACUUCUUCGCCCAGCUCGAGGCAAAGUAUGCCGAACCGAAACCGAAAAAAGCUAAAACGGCAACAAAGAAAACGAAAUCCAAGAAAUGAUGCCAUCCUUGCAGUUAAGAAAAUGUCUACGGCAAAAAACAUGCCCUGGAAACAAAACAGUGAAAAAAAAGGCAUGCCGUGGAUAAUUAAAAAACUCCACAGCAUUGGUGAUAGCAGGGGUUGUCAUAGUGACCGUGAGUUUUUGACACAUGAUAAAUUAUGCAUUGUUGGAUAUUCUGUAUUUAAACUGGAGCAGUCGACAGUAUUAUCAAUAUUUUCACGAUAAUACCAACCGUACACUGCGGGCAGCAGGGCCAGCUCUGGGUGUACAAAAUAUUUUGCCAAAUUAUCUAUUAAACUUAAAAAACAUAUCUGAAAGCUACCAUUAUUUUAAAGAAAAUAUCGAUCAUGGCAUGAAAUUAUUUUGCCAAAUUAAAAUAAAAUUCACCAGUUGGCAGAGCUAGCCAGGGUAUGGGCUUUGUGUCAACUUAUGCUUUUGAACACACACACACACCCCAAUCUGCAUAUGGUUUUCCAGACUUUUAUUCACACUGUCUUAAGAUUCUGAGGUGAAAUUUUGUGUCUAGUUUUAUCAUGUCGAAUUACAAAUUGAGUUAAAUUCCAUUGGAGAUUUACUCAUUUUUAACAGAGUUGUGUCCCUUGAACUUAUGUUGUGAGAUUCACUCUGCAAGUUUCAGAGAUUAACUUCACAAUACUAAAACAUUAAAUUGUGAUUGCUAAUAUAAAUAAAUUAAGAAAAAAAUACUUGUUAAUCAUUUGGUAAUGUGCUCUUCUUCUGCAUUCAAGCUAUAGUUGACCAUGCUUUAGAUCUGGAGUCCGGUUAUGGUGAUAAAAAAACGCUCUCUCUGUCAAGUCGUCUUUGGAACCCCAAAGCUUGACAGCCAGUGUGAGAUGCUCUUGAAUGUGUAAGCUCAAUCGUUCACCUUAGAUAUGAAGGGAAGGACUGAUGUACGUUUUUAGGUGGGGGAAACUCGUUACCAAAAGGCAGUAUGAUUAGUACACCAGUGAGUUGAUCAUUGUAAAUAGUUCCUGCACUUCAAUGUCAUGUUUACAGACAACAUUUUCUUCGGUAUCAUGUCGUGAGAUUCUCUCUGCAAGUUUCAGAGAUUAACUUCACGAUACUAAAACAUUAAAUUGUGAUUGCUAAUAUAAAUAAAUUAAGAAAAAAAAAUACUUGUUAAUCAUUUGGUAACUUUUAUUUUAUAGUGUCUAGCCGAAUUGGCUUUAUGAAACUGGUAUUGAAUUUUACUGGAUAGAAAUGUUGAUGGUGGACAUAGAAUUGAAAUACCGUCAAGGUACUAGAUUCUGAAUUUUACUUAGAUUUGUAUGAUGCUUAAUUUGAUACAGAUAUGUUUGUAAGUGAAUUUGGAACUUAAUUUUAUUAUGAUGAGAUUUUAAAAUAUUUUAGUGAUUUAUUUUUGGAUGGUGCUUUGUACUUGGUUUGUUUGAUGCCUAAUUAUGUAUUAUGAUUACGUAUGGUGAAUUUCGUACUAAUUAUUAUUAAUUGAUAUUAAUUGUUUGAUGAUGAAUUUGGUAUUGAAUUUUACAUUAUUUGUUUGAUGGUGAAUUAUUUUGUAAACAUUUUUUAAUUUCUUUAUGGUAUAGAAUUUCACUUUUAAAUAUUUAAUAACUGUGCAUAUAUUAUCAUAGUAAAUAGCAUAUCAAAUUACAUUUAGUGUAAUUAAUAUUAACAUCAGUCAAUAACAGUUGGGGGAAUCCUUUUAGCGAGUUGGAUACUUUAUCAGGAGUGGCAAAGGUACAUGUAAUGUUGAAUUCUGAAAACAAGUCAAAUUUGAAUUUUUGGUGAUCAGUCUGCUUUAAUAAGAGAAAUUACCUUUUCCUUCAAAACAAGGGUUUCCUUCAAAACAAGGGCACCUUUUCCUUCAAAACAAGGUUACCUUUUCCUUCAAAACAAGGGGCAAUAAUAGACAACUUACUUUCUAUCACGUUUUCUCAGACCAAAAUAAUUUCACUCUGGUGCCUUGGGCUGUAACAUAUAUACAAUCUGUUGGAAAUGGAUUCAUAUUAUCAUAUAGUAUUACACGCUGUUUCUAUAAUAUAUACAUAGUUAUUAAAUGUUGACAAGUGUACACAGACCUUUUAUCAACCCUGUGUAUUUAGUACUGAACGUAAGAUACAUGUAUUCACUAAUUAUAUACACACUAUAUUUUGUCAUACACAUAUAUACGACAGGGGUGGAAAUACUGCCAUCCUGACUAGUUUUAGCCAGUAACCAUUGCCGUGGGCCAGGAGAUUUCUUUCCUAUCGGACCGCCAAUAAUUAUACGUUUAUAUGCACGCAUUAGUUUUAGUGAAUCAUGUUUAGUCCAACAGGUCUCGAUUCAGACUGGUAGACUUUGUUGCUUGCCAGACCGAUUUCCGGCAGGAAUUUCAGCCAGUUUCACCCCUGUAUGGUAUAGCUAGUACUAGUUUAUAAUACGUGUAGUACUGAAUUUACGUGAUUCAGUCCACAUUGCGAGAAGAAAAAAACACACAAUGUAAUCAUGUAUAUGGUAACUAUUCAUGGUCGUUACCAUUAAUUUAAAAACAAACUUAUUUUGAAUGUUGAUUUCGGUUUAUUCAUUGUAUAUCUUUGUUGCUUGAUGUAAUAUAGAACUUAAUUUAAUUAAAUGUUGAUUUCGGUUUAUUCAUUGUAUAUCUUUGUUGCUUGAUGUAAUAUAGAACUUAAUUUAAUUAAAUGUUGACAACAAAGUAAAUACAGAGGGACAUAUAAAUUACCUUUCUUCCUGCCCACCAUCUUUAGCCCCAUCCAUAUUCCUGUCUUUCCCUCCUUCCCUCUUCUGUCUCUCUCUCCAUCUGUCUCUCUCUCCAUCUGUCUAUCUUUCUCUCCCCCCCUCAAUUUUUCAUGUAUGUGUAUAUAUAUAUAUAGGAGUAAAUAAAUUCCUUUGUACAUCGGAGUAAACCAAUAUAUUUCUUUGUACUUUAGUUUCAAUCUUUUGUUUUGUGUUGGAACGUGAGUAAAUGUAUUUCUUUGUA